Megalops cyprinoides (Indo-Pacific tarpon) is the source of this 876-nucleotide messenger RNA. It is a transcript of the gene bri3bp, whose product is annotated as bri3 binding protein. The transcript is spliced from 3 exons. Bases 122 to 823 code for a protein of 233 amino acids. Gene Ontology annotation, cellular component: mitochondrion. The record is from RefSeq and is a predicted model, not a curated record. NCBI's taxonomy places the organism in Eukaryota, Metazoa, Chordata, Actinopteri, Elopiformes, Megalopidae.
GUUCUUCCGGGGUCACGGCUGUGUAUUUUGUAGCGUGGGGCUAAUUAUUUUAGAUAUCUUACUGCAUUCGUUUGAAUUAGAAUACAGUUUGAAUACAGCGAUACCAUUGAUACUGUAAAUCAUGAAGGGUAUUAAAUUGCUUGUUGUGCUGUUUGUGCUUUCUACAUAUUUGCUUUGCGCUAAUGCGGCCAGGAGCCGGAAAGAUUCUAGCAACCAGAAUAGUUUCAGAAGGGCGGCGAAUGGUUUCUAUCAGAUGUUGAGCAAUAUUUUUGGAGAGGACAACAUCAGAGCUUUAUAUAAGUUUUUCUCAAAGACCACAGAGCGCUUUGUUCAUGGUGUGGACUUGUUCCUGGAUACUGUAUGGAAGAUAUGGUCAGACCUGCUGGAUGUUUUGGGAAUUGACUCCUCCAACCUGAGCCACUACUUCAGCCCGGCAUCUGUCUCCAAUUCCCCAGCCCGGGCCCUGCUCCUGGUGGCUGCUGUUCUGCUCGCCUACUGGUUCCUCUCCGUUCUCCUCGGUGGCUUCUUCUAUCUGCUGCAUGCCAUCUUUGGCCGCUUCUUCUGGCUGGUGCGGGUGGCCCUCUUUGCCCUCUCCUGCCUCUACAUCCUGCAGAAAUUCGAGGGGGACCCGGAGCGUGCAGUGCUGCCCCUCUGCUUCAUCAUGGCUGUCUAUUUUAUGACAGGGCCGGUGGGCACGUACUGGCGCAAGGGUGGGGGCACCUCCCUGGAGGAAAAGAUUGACCACCUGGACACCCAGAUCCGGCUGCUCAACAUCCGACUGAGCAGGGUUAUCGACAGUCUGGAGCGCUCCAGCGACCAGUAAACUGGUCGUGACCAGCCUUGACAGCUGUAUUGUGGUGGUGGGGGGGAUUAGGG